Heterobasidion irregulare TC 32-1 is the source of this 605-nucleotide messenger RNA. RefSeq lists its product as uncharacterized. Gene Ontology annotation, biological process: translation. The transcript is spliced from 6 exons. NCBI's taxonomy places the organism in Eukaryota, Fungi, Basidiomycota, Agaricomycetes, Russulales, Bondarzewiaceae. Gene Ontology annotation, cellular component: ribosome; cytosolic small ribosomal subunit. The record is from RefSeq and is a predicted model, not a curated record. The coding region runs from base 62 to 523 and encodes 153 amino acids. Gene Ontology annotation, molecular function: structural constituent of ribosome.
ACUUCGCAAGCCGCCCUCGCGUCAAUAUCCUCCCCCUCCGUCCUCAAGACUAUCGCUAAGUAUGGCCGAUCAAAUCGAAAAGGCUUUCCAGAAGCAGCCUCUCUUCCAAAACACGAAGACGCGUGUUGGAAAGAAGGUUUCCACCAAAGAUAAGCGGUGGUACAAGGACGUCGGCUUGGGCUUCAAGACGCCUUCUGAUGCCAUUAGCGGCACCUACAUUGAUAAGAAAUGCCCCUUUACUGGUGAAGUUUCUAUCCGCGGUCGCAUCCUGACAGGCCGUGUCGUGUCCACGAAGAUGACCCGCACCAUCGUCAUCCGCCGGGACUACCUCCACUAUAUCCCCAAAUACAACCGUUACGAGAAGAGACAUAAGAACUUGGCGGCGCACUUGUCGCCCGCGUUCCGUGUUGAUGUUGGUGAUAUUGUCACUGUUGGCCAGUGCCGACCACUCUCAAAAACUGUCCGUUUCAAUGUUCUCCGAGUGUCGAAGAACAAGGCCGCGGUCAAGUUCGGCAAGUUCUAGGGGAUGGGCUGAGGUGGACGCGGGGGUUCUUAUUUUGCAUCGGCUGUCACUUUCCUGUUCAUGUCGCGCUAUGCUAUGCACC